Messenger RNA from Paramecium pentaurelia, 300 nucleotides. Lineage: Eukaryota; Ciliophora; Oligohymenophorea; Peniculida; Parameciidae. The record is from the annotation of a GenBank genome assembly.
AUGUAACGAUAGCCAACAAAAAAGAGUUUUUCAUCUAAUAAACGUAGUGAUUCUGGAAAUGAAAGAAAAAGGAGUGUUCAUAAUGACUCAUCUUUUAAUCAUAAGGGUGAUGAAGAAUUACGUGAUGUAGUCAAUAAAUUAUAAUUCAAAAUUUUGAAAAAAAAUGAUCAUUUAACUAAAAUGAAAGAAGAAAUCAUUGAAUUAUAAGUACAAUGGCAAGAAGAUAAAAGAAAUUGGUAAAAUGAAAAAUGUGCACUUGAAAGACAAUCAGNGUAAAUAAAUUAAAAUAUAUUUAGAUGA